GAUAGCGAGCACACGAAGAAAAAAGGAGAGGUCGCCGAGGAAGGAAGAGGAGAGAAGGGAUGGCGGCGGCUGCGGCGGAGGGGGCCGCGGCGACGGCUCUGCGGACGGUGCUGGCGCGGGCGGCGCGCGCGGCGGAGCGGUCGGGGUGCGCGGCGGAGGCGGUGCGGGUGGUGGCGGUGGGGAAGACGAAGCCGGUGUCGAUGAUUCGGCAGCUCUACGACGCCGGGCACCGCUACUUCGGCGAGAACUACGUCCAGGAGUUCGUCUCCAAGGCGCCGCAGCUUCCCCAAGAUAUCCGGUGGCAUUUCAUUGGCCAUUUGCAGAGUAACAAAGUGAAACCGCUAUUAGCUGCUGUUCCAAAUCUUCACAUGGUUGAGGGUGUAGAUAAUGAAAAGAUUGCUAACCACCUUGAUCGUGCUGUUAGUAGCUUGGGAAGGGAUCCUUUGAAAAUUUUGGUGCAAGUAAACACUAGUGGAGAAGAAUCAAAGUCUGGUAUCGAUCCCUCCAGAUGUGUCGAGCUUGCGAAGCAUGUGAAGUUAGCAUGCCCACACCUAAUAUUUUCAGGUCUCAUGACAAUAGGAAUGAAAGAUUACUCCUCAACACCAGAAAACUUUAAGGCAUUGGUAAAUUGCAAACUUGAAGUUUGUAAGGCCAUUGAUAUACCGACAGAGCAGUUUGAGCUAUCCAUGGGAAUGUCUGGCGACUUUGAGCAAGCGGUAAGAAAUACCUGUUUGUUCUUCAAUAUGGCAGACUCCGAGGAGUUAAGCGCGUCCCUUGGAGAGUUACGUGUGGAAGCAUCAUCGUCCAAGGACAGUGAAGUCUCUCGGCUUGGCAAUGCGGUCGAGCACGUUGCUAUCACUGAUGAUGAAAUAUGGGAUGAUGGUUCAGAUUCUCCAGGUCAUGGAUCCACAUUAGACAGAGAAUGGGCUCACAGGCAGAACCAGUUUCAUAAGAUGGGAUACAGGGAUGGUAUAGCAGAAGGACAGAAGGACAUCGCCCAAGAGGGCUUCAAUGUUGGGUUUGGGCAAUCUGUGCAUGCUGGCUAUAAGUGGGGCCUUGUUCGUGGGAUUACCAGUGUAUUAGCUAGUCUCCCUGACAGCUUGAAAGAAAAACUGUUGCCCGAUGUCCAAUGUAGAGGACAACUCCAGGAUCUGAACGACUCUGUGCAAAAAAUUUCAGCAGAAGAUGCACUUCAGAUGUUUCAUGAGAGCAUUCUUCGGAGUAGCCAUUCAUCAGAGGAACCACAUGUAACAUUAAACAGAGCUACAAAUUCCAGCAGGCUGCAGAGCCUGUCAAAGGAUCUUGUGCUGUUGUUGCAGGAAUGCCCAGAUAUGAAAGUUAGUGAAGAAUUGGCAAGAGAUCCAUAAAAUAACUUGGCAGAACUGUGUGCACCACCCAUCCUACGACUGGCAGAGUUGCUACUUGCAUCAAAUUUCCAGGUUGCUGGACAUCCAGGAAGAUGGUGAUUCAGCGGUGUUGUUAGAGAUGGAAAUCCGUGGUCCCUUGAUUUCCUGUUUUCAACUCUAAAGGCUGCCGCAAAAGACCAUGGAAUUCUUCAGCAUGUAAUUGUAGAUCUUGCAAACUAAGGUUCCUUGAUCAUAUAAGCAUUUUUCUUCCUGCGUUCUAUCAAGAAUUCUGUAUCUGUAACAGCAGUAAACUCGCGGUAUGAACUUACAAUUAUAUUAUUUUUAACCUGAAUGUUGGCAUUUGCCUGUCCUGCCCUUGCUAAACAUUUCGCAAGAACUUUGGCAGUUGCUGUUACAAAGUAAUUGUCUUCUUCAUUGAUCUGAUGUGUUGUAUGAUAACUUUCUGAAGAUCUGCACAGAAAGUCUGAUUUACUUUCUAACUUUGCAUCUUCUGGCUCCACC
Oryza brachyantha (malo sina) is the source of this 1868-nucleotide messenger RNA. RefSeq lists its product as uncharacterized. The transcript is spliced from 10 exons. Bases 60 to 1367 code for a protein of 435 amino acids. Gene Ontology annotation, cellular component: intracellular anatomical structure. Gene Ontology annotation, molecular function: pyridoxal phosphate binding. The record is from RefSeq and is a predicted model, not a curated record. Lineage: Eukaryota; Viridiplantae; Streptophyta; Magnoliopsida; Poales; Poaceae.